UUUGUGGCGGUUGUUUCCGAUUUCUGUUUAUUUUAGUUUUUUCAUGGAUUUUUAUCUCAUUAGGUUACUAAUGAGUUAACUUAUGUUAGACAAAUAAAAUUGGACUAUAUUAAAAGGACCUUUAGGUACCAAUCCUCUGACGGGGUCCAAUAUGUUAAAGUUUGUACCUAUACUUACUUAGAUAAAAAAAUGAACAGAUGUAUUGCCUUGACCUGUUGCAACUUCGCCGAGCAUCCUUUUCCGAGGGAUGUAGAGAUGCGAAGAAAAUGGCUUAGAGCAACGAGAGCAGGAGAUUGUUGCGAAUUGCGGCAAAUUGCUUGGCAUAACAGAAAAUAUAGCGGCCUUUGUAGUGAGCAUUUUACCCUCAAUGACUAUGUUAUAAAAGGGAAAUCACGCUCAUUACUAAAGACAGCUGUGCCAUCAAUUUUCCCAUGGAAACCAAAGCCGGUUUUUAAUUUGCCAAUUACGCCACAGCUACCUGCUCUAAGAGAAUCUCCUUGUCUGGCUACUAAAACAUAUUCAAGUACUAUCCAUGUACGCUGCAAUAUUACUCCAGAACCCACACAUGACAAGAAUGAGGCUCCUACAAAAGGCACUAGGACACUCUCUCCUUCCGCCUGCCUGCUGUCUCAUCGCAAUGAUGAUGAGUUAAUGUGCUAUAGCUGUGAAGAAAAUUCUGUUAAUGAAAUGGAGGAUGAUUCUGUGGCACUAACACUGUUGGUGCCGCCUGCCGGCCGGCUCGCGUCGCGGGAGCGUGGCGGUGACGUCACAGCAGCGGCCCGCCGCCGCCGCCCGCCGCCGUCGCAGCUCGUCGGCCCCAGAGAUAAAUUUGAUUUUGCAUGGAGGCCAUUCCCGGAUUCUCAAAUUGAUCCAGAUUUGAGGAGGGAAUCCUUCGCUCAAAGGGAAUCAAUAAUACCAUUCCUUAAUGCUGUACCAUAUCGUGCAUUCACUGGCAUAUGGGACUAUCAUCUUAUGCAGCACAUAGCAAAGGCGACAAACGAGUAUGCCGCGCAGCUGGCGGCGGAGGCGGCGGCGGCGGGGGCGGGGACCGGCGCGCGAGGGCCCGCCCCCGCCCGCACCGCCUGGUGGCAGGACACCACCACGGAUGAACUCUACACGUACUUCGCUAUCAUUAUCGCGAUGGGAACAGUAGUGGAGACGAACAUAAAGGAGUACUGGAAUAAGUGUGAAUCCUUGUUGCAUACGCCGGGCUUCCCGACGACCAUGCCGCACGACCGCUUCGUACUGUUGAGCAAGUGCAUCCGAUAUGCGAGCGACAUUUAUGACACCCAAGAAAUGUCACCAUCCCAAGCCAAAAUUGCUAAGAUUCAGCCUGUUAUUGAUCAUUUCAAUUGGAAAUACGAGGAAAGAUCCAAAUUAUCCCGAAACAUUGUUAUACACGAGGGCCAAUCAGAGUCUGAUUUAAUUUUGCUUGAUAACCAAUUCUUUGACGACGAGACAUCGCCAGUCAUCAAGACACACGAAGUGUGUGACUCUCUGACGGGAUACUUGUGGCGUUUUGAAAUCCAAGGACUUUAUGAGGAUCAUAUUGAGCAGCCGCAUGCUCCAGUUUCAGGGAGCAUGCCGUCCCUUGUGUUUAGAUUACUAGACGGUGUGGGGCUCGGCCACACGGUGUGGCUAGAGGAUGCGUCGCCGGCGCUGGCGCGGGAGCUGAAGUCGCGGGGGCUGGACUGCGCGGGCCCGCUGCGGGGGCCGCGGGGGGCGGGGGGCGGGGCGCGGGGCUGCACCGCGGGGGACGUGGACCUCGUGGUGUGCAGCUCUGACGUCAUGAUCUCGACGUACCACGGGGCGGCGGGCGGGCCCCGCGUGGCGGCGGACUACGAGCGGCACCGCCGCGCCCGCCAGCCCGCGCCGCGCCCCGACGAGCGCAGGACCAACGUGUGGUACAGGAAACUACUCAGAAAGCUACUGAAUGACAGUGUCUCAAAUCUCUACGUCCUAUACAAAGCAGAAACCGGAAAGUCCUGUCGAGCUUUCAAAAGGCGUUUGGUCGGAGACUUGUUGGCCAAGCACUCGCGCGCACAAACACCGCUGCCCUACACCGUGCAACAUUUUCCAGCAAGAAUCUCUCGAAUUUCUGGGCUCAGACGUCUGUGCAUAGUUUGCAAACAACCAACAGAGUGGCUUUGCAAAAACUGCCAACUUUUGAUGUGCGUAGAGGACUGUUUUGAGGAAUACCACGCUGAAGAAAUUAAACAGCCGGACCGGCGAUUUUGGCACUAGUGUGGUGUGCGGUAUCAAACUGACUAGUAGGUGAUCCCACCUUGUUCAUCAUCUUGGGAUAGGCUUAUGUUACAAUCAUGUCAAAUUAUUCUGAAUGUUUUAUAUCCAAUCGGAGAAGCUUAGGCAUUGUUCGGACACGCAAUCACGAAACGCGGAUCGUGAUGGCGGACAGUGUGUGCGAGUCUUAACGCCUUUAGUCCAUCUACAGAAUGUUGCAAAAAGGGUAUACUAAGCCAAAACCUACAUUUGCAG
Messenger RNA from Plutella xylostella (diamondback moth), 2496 nucleotides. Its product is annotated as piggyBac transposable element-derived protein 4. Lineage: Eukaryota; Metazoa; Arthropoda; Insecta; Lepidoptera; Plutellidae. The record is from RefSeq and is a predicted model, not a curated record.